Molecule: messenger RNA, 1669 nt
Organism: Microcebus murinus (gray mouse lemur)
Lineage: Eukaryota; Metazoa; Chordata; Mammalia; Primates; Cheirogaleidae
Gene: ANKRD9
Product: ankyrin repeat domain 9
Molecular function (GO): protein binding
Source: RefSeq, a predicted model, not a curated record
CGGCGCCCCACGGGGCCCACGCAGGGUGCACCAGGGCCGCGGAGCCCAGGCUGGGGGAAGGGGCCCAGUCACGGUGUUGUCCCCAAGGACGCUGGGCUGCAGCCCAGCCCCACCAUGCCCAUUUCUGUGACUCAUUUGCAGUGGGUAACAGUGACCCAGUGUGUGUGGACGCGGCCUGUCCGCUGUCCCAGGCCCUUUGUGACCAAGGGCUUACCCUUGAGAGAAGGCAGUAGGGAGCUUGCGCCAGAGCUGGGGUCAGAAGCCUGGGUUCAGGCUGGGACUGGGGGCUCAGGGGACAGGGUCAGGGCUCAAGCUGGGCUGCCAGUGGUUUGGGUGUCCCCGCUACAUCUGGAAUGGGCCCAAAAUGGGACGCAGGAGACCCGGAUUCUAGGCCCAGCUGUACUGUAACUUGAUGACUGACCUUGGACAAGCUUGUCCCCUGCUGGAAAAUGGGAUGGCAGCACCCGCUUCCUCAGGUGAGGAAGAUGAGGCUCCUCGUGGAAACGCUAUAGACCCACAGCCACAGAACUCGGUGGUCGAGGUGCAGGAAUCAGGUGUUCUGUCGCGGGGCCCAUGCCUUGAGGCCGGGAGAAGCCCCGCUGCCAGCAUGCCGUGGAACACACGGCGGCUCGGGGGCGGCGCCGACGGCGGGCCCGAGGGCUCGGGUGCAGCACGCUCGCGGGCACAGAAGCAGUGUCGCAAGUCGUCGUUCGCCUUCUACCAGGCGGUGCGCGACCUGCUGCCAGUGUGGCUGCUGGAGGACAUGCGUGCCAGUGAGGCCUUCCACUGGGACGAGCGCGGGCGCGCCACCGCCUACUCGCCGUCCGAGGCGCUGCUCUACGCGCUCGUGCACGACCACCAGGCGUACGCGCACUACCUGCUGGCCACGUUCCCGCGGCGCGCGCUCGCGCCGCCCAGCGCGGGCUUCCGCUGCUGCACAGCGCCAGGGCCGCACGUGGCGCUGGCAGUGCGCUACAACCGCGUGGGCAUCCUGCGCCGCAUCCUGCGCACGGUGCGCGACUUCCCGGCCGAGGAGCGCGCGCGUGUGCUCGACAGGCGCGGCUGCAGCCGUGUGGAGGGCGGUGGCACGUCGCUGCACAUGGCCUGCGAGCUGGCGCGCCCCGAGUGCCUCUUCCUGCUGCUGGGCCACGGCGCCUCACCUGGCCUGCGUGACGGUGGCGGCCUCACGCCGCUGGAGCUGCUGCUGCGCCAGCUGGGUCGCGAUGCAGGGGCCACCCCCGCCGGGACCCCCGCUGCUACCGAGACCCCAGAUGAUGUGCCCGAGGAGCCGCGCCAGCGACGCUUGCUGCUUCUCGACCUGCUGGCACUGUACACCCCCGCGGCCGUCACCGGCCCGGCUCGCCGCGAGCUGCUGGGCGACCGGCCACGCUGGCAGCGGCUACUGGGCGAGGACAAGUUCCAGUGGCUGGCGGGCCUGGCGCCGCCCUCGCUCUUCGCGCGUGCCAUGCAGGUGCUGGUCACCGCCAUUUCGCCCGGCCGCUUCCCUGAGGCCCUGGACGAGCUGCCGCUGCCUCCCUUCUUGCAGCCGUUGGACCUCUCUGGCAAGGGUUAGACCCAGGGGCACCCUAGGCGCUGGAUUUUGGGACAAAACUGUUUUUCAGAGCGUUGUACUGGGCACUUUACAUAUAUUGAUCCCUCUACAGCAGAA